AUGGGGCUGCUGUCGCGGCCGGAGGAGGUGCCGGCGCUGCUCAGGCUCAAGCUGGCAGCGGGGCGGAUCAGGCGCCAGAUCCCGCCCCAAGAGCACUGGGCCUUCGCCUACCACAUGCUCCAGCGCGUCUCCCGCAGCUUCGCGCUCGUCGUCCAGCAGCUCGGAACAGACCUCCGCAAUGCCGUCUGCAUCUUCUACCUCGUGCUCCGGGCCCUGGACAUCGUCGAGGACGACACCGCCAUCCCUAACAAGGUCAAGCUGCCCAUCCUUCGGGACUUCUACCGCCACAUCUACAACCUGGACUGGCUCUUUUCAUGUGGAGAAAACUACUACAGAGUGCUCAUGGAUAAUUUUAGGCAGGUCUCCAUGGCUUUUUUGGAGCUAGGCGAAAGAGGUCUCGUGAAGGAGCACAAUGACUCCUUCAACUACUUCAUCACUAAAGGAAUGGAGAACAUCGUCAAGGCAAAAGCUGCAAUGAUGGAGAUCACACGCUCCUUCGACCAGCCACGGCCAGCCUCCGUCUUCGGCCCCUUCAGCCUUGCCCCCGACCUUGCCCACUGCUCCUUCGACCACACGCUCCGCUGCGAGGCCUUCGAGUACAAGAGGCUGUUGCUUGACUAUAACAGCGAACACGACCAACAAGUUCCGCCAGCGCGAGGAUGGGACACAAUGCCGAGGAAGCGCAAAGGAGAUGGUGAUGGAAUUGAUGAGGUUCCUUCGAAAAAGCCAAAGCGCCCUCCUCCUCGGAAUAGAGCCUCACCUAGUUCGCUUCUUGUUGCAUGCAAAGACAUGAAUGAUGAGAGGAAGGUAGCCAUUUAUGAGAUGGACUUCACAAGUCUUCGAAAUAUCAAGUGCGACCAUCUCUUCAACGGUCUCAGUGUGUGGCUUGCCGACAUGUACAAUCCUCAUUCUCGUGAGGUGUCGUACCAGGGCAGGGUAGGCUUCCGGUUAAUGAGGAAUAUGUGCAUCGUGUUAUGGUCGUGCCACGUGGAGGGAAUGAUGUUCCUUACAACCUUCCUACCGAAGCUGAUAUUGAGUUAG
Messenger RNA from Triticum turgidum subsp. durum (durum wheat), 1041 nucleotides. The record is from the annotation of a GenBank genome assembly. NCBI's taxonomy places the organism in Eukaryota, Viridiplantae, Streptophyta, Magnoliopsida, Poales, Poaceae.